AUGCGCAACUUGAGCGAGUUAGCGCUCGCAACAGCAGCUGCCGUCACUGUUGCCCCCACUAUCUUCGCCAUCCCCUCUUUGAGCGCUGUAACGUCACCGCCGUCACCCCCCGGCCGCCCCCGCCCCCACUCCCGCCGCCGGCGCCUUCGCCAUCACCGCUGCCGGUGUCAUCGGCCUGCUAUUAUUGCUGUUACCCCAUUGCCUUCGCAGCCGCACCCCCACCCACGACCCCCUGAGGCGACCCUCCUGGGCAUUGGUUGCGAUGGGCGAAGCCGUACACCCGCUCGCCGCCGUCUUCCUCCCGCCCUGUCAACGCCCCCGCCGCCAGUCCAGUCCGCUCCGCUCCGCGGGACUAUCAGCGGCCGCUCCUCUGGACAGAUAAACCGGCGCUCCGGAGACGCGGCCGCGGCGCCCCCCAGUCAGUCACAGUCAGUCAGCCGGCAGCCGCAGGAGCAGCCGCUACCUACGCCGCUGCUCAAAGCCGUCCCUGCCGCCGCCGCCGCCGUCGUUGCCAUGGCCUACGACGACGUGCUGACCCACUUGGGCGACUUCGGUCGCUACCAGCGCCGAAUCUACCUGCUGCUGUGCCUGCCGGCCGUGACCUGUGCGCUGCAUAAGAUGUCUGGAGUGUUUCUCCAGGGGAGAGUCGAGCACAGGUGUCGGCUGCCGUCGGACGGCGCCAACGCGACGUUCGCGUUGCCGGACGAGGUGCUGAACGCGUCGCUGCCGUGGGACGAGGCGGCCGGGCGCUGGUCCAGCUGCCUGAGACGCGACGACGCCGACCCCGCGGGCCGCGCCGCGGUGCCCUGCCGCAGCUGGGUGUAUGACCCUCACCGCACCACCGCCGUCUCAGAGUGGGACCUGGUUUGUGAGCACGACUGGCUUCGACCAACGGCUGAUGCGUGCGUUAUGACGGGAGUGCUGGUGGGUGCGCUUCUAUUCGGCGCCCUUUCCGACAGGUUCGGGCGGCGGCCGGUGUUCUUCGGGUCGCUGGUGCUGCAAGUGGCCGUGGGGCUGCUGGCGGCGCUGGCGCCUUACUACGUGCUCUUCCUCGUGCUGCGCUUCGUCAUCGGCAUGACCACCUCCGGCGUCUUCCUCGUGGCCUACGUGCUAGCGAUGGAGAUGGUGGGGCCCAGCAAGCGCCUGGUGGCCGGCGUCAGCUGCCAGCUCUUCUUCACUGCCGGCUAUAUGCUUAGCGCCGUCUUCGCCAAGUACAUCACCGACUGGCGACUGCUGCAGGCCGCCAUGACGGCGCCCGGUCUUCUUUUCCUUCUGUACUGGUGGUUCGCAAACAACCUCACAUACUACGGCUUGUCUUGGAACACAGCAAAUCUUGGCGGCGACAUAUACCUGAACUUUCUCAUCUCCGGGGCUGUGGAAAUACCUGCCUACAUAUUUUUGCUACUGACUUUAAACCGCUGGGGGCGUAAAGCUAUCUUGUGUGGCUCCAUGAUUGUUGGAGCAGUCAUUCUCCUAAUUACGACUUUGGUGCCUCAAGAUAUGACGUGGCUAACAGUGACGUUGGUGAUGGUGGGGAAGUUGGCCAUCACGGCCUCCUACGGGACCGUGUACGUCUUCACCACGGAGCAGUUCCCGACGGUCAUCCGCAACGCAGCGCUGGGCACAAGCAGCAUGUGCGCCCGGGUUGGAGGCAUCAUCGCCCCGUACAUCAACCUGCUGGGAGGCGUGUGGCCAGCCAUGCCGACGCUAGUGUUUGGUGGCAUGACGCUGACGGCAGGACUGAUGGCUCUCCUGCUUCCUGAAACCCUGAACAGAACCCUGCCAGACACCAUCGCUGAUGGAGAAAGUUUCGGCAUGAAGAAGAUUGAUCCAGAGAACGCUGACGAUCUUCCAGUCAAGAAAGUAUGAGCUAUUUCAUCGAUGCUGCCUGUCAGUGGGUACUUCAAAAAUGUUCAUUUUCGUGUUCAAAGAAAGUUAAGAACGUUCAGCUAUAAGGCAUUCUGCAAUUUAUAAUCUAGAUAUCACCAUCUAUACGGGUUAUCUCUGACAUUUUAUCAGAAUGUUGCAAAAUAUUUAAAGUAUCCGUACUGGACCACAUUUCAGUACUCAUAAUGUACUGAAAAUUACAGCAUAUGAUAUCCUCUUACAAUGUUUAUGUCAAAAGUUGUCGUUUCGAAAGAACUCUGCUUUGAAACAAAGUAGGUAACUAUAGAAGGUGACAUAAAUAAUUCUUCAUAAUUAAUGUAGGAACACUAACUUUAAUAUUAAUUCUGCCUUUUCUUAUGAAAACACAAUACUUGCAACAUUCCUAUGCUGUACGUGUGUAACAAAAAGGUUUUUUGUUUAGGGCACGUAGUAAAGUUAUGUAUAACUGUUGUUGAAAUUUAUAAAAUUAACCUCUGGAUUAGUAGAAUCAUCAGCUUAAAGUAAAUGGAAGGAUACUGUUGUACCAUUUUGAUACUAAGUAGUUUUAAUAUUCACUAUAUAGUGGAUUUAUAAUCGUAUCAAACCUCAUAUUGAGGAGAAGUAAUGAAUAAUACUGGAAUCGCUAGAAGUAGCGUUUUAAUUAAAUGCUGACAAAAAUGUUCCAUCUCAAUGGUCUGAUCCACUUUGUCUUUGCACCCUUACUGAAACUGACGAAAUACAGAAAUACCUCUACUAACUCCUAUCUGAUGUUAUUUAUAAUCACUAUUAUUUACAUAUCUUAGCAUACUUUAUAGCCAAAUGAAACUAACAAUGCAUCGACCUUCGUUUAUCUCGAAAAUUCAGUGAUACGCGAGAAAUUUUAAUUUCCAAUCCAUUUGAAUAAACAGAAAAGGUAAGCACA
Molecule: messenger RNA, 2788 nt
Organism: Gryllus bimaculatus (two-spotted cricket)
Lineage: Eukaryota; Metazoa; Arthropoda; Insecta; Orthoptera; Gryllidae
Source: the annotation of a GenBank genome assembly